This is a messenger RNA of Drosophila willistoni, 6410 nucleotides long. It is a transcript of the gene tutl, whose product is annotated as protein turtle. The record is from RefSeq and is a predicted model, not a curated record. Gene Ontology annotation, biological process: homophilic cell-cell adhesion; axon guidance; dendrite self-avoidance. Gene Ontology annotation, molecular function: cell-cell adhesion mediator activity. Gene Ontology annotation, cellular component: plasma membrane; axon. Lineage: Eukaryota; Metazoa; Arthropoda; Insecta; Diptera; Drosophilidae.
GAUUUAGUACUCAAUUGUUGUUGAACGCGAACGGUGGAAAUUCUGAAACUGAAACGCAACAUUAUAACGGUCCAGUUUUUGGUGUAGUAUCGAACGGAAAACGGCAAACGGCAAACGGCGAAACGGUUUCAAAGGUCCUUCAUCAAAAAAUACGACGUACGCAACGACGUCGACGUCGACGACGACGACGACAUACACAAAGUAUACUUGAAAAGAAAGUGUCAUAAAUCAAGCGAUUAUCCUGUAAACAAAGUGUAAAACGUAACAACAACAGCAACAACGACAACGGUAACGGCCAAGGCUCCUGCUCUAAUAAAACGCCAUUUUUACUGCAUAACAAAAACAACAGCAACAACAACAACACAUCAACAAAAAAGUCAAGAGCAAACAACAGGCCAAAAGAAACCGAAACUUAAGCUGGGGUCGUCCUGUAGCCCUGUAGUCACCGCCGCCUCCAUCGUCCUCAAUCUCCUGUAUUUUAUGACUUGAGCAUUUCAUUUUGCUGAGUCUGGUGUUUGGUUCUUUUUUUCGGUUGUUGUUCUUUUUUUUCUGUUGGUUUGUUUGUUGUCCCUCCUCCUGCUCCUCCUCCCGGUGGUGGGUGUCCGAUUUCUACAUCGGUGGUCCGGCAAGAACAUCAAUAUCAUUCAACAUUCGAUUGGAGCACUGAAUACAUUCUAGAAUGAGAGUCCAAAUGAGAUGACGCAUUUACCUUUGCCGGUGAAAGUGAAAGCGGGGAGGAGGUUUCGUUAGGGCCGGCCUCCGGGCAUUGACUAUGGGACCAGAGGCAUGGGCAUGUGUGCGGACCUUGGGUCUCAUCGAUGGUGUCGGGCAUUAAGCACCGCCACAAAUCACCACCACAACCACAACCACCAACAACAACAAGAACAACAACAACAUCAAAACGGACAACAACAAAAACAACAGACAAAGCAUCAACAAUCACAUAAAAACGGCAAGAUUCGUUUAACAACUAAAUCAGCGCCAAUAACCAGAACAACGAUUCCAACAACAAUCUCAACGCUGACUGCUUCACCUGCGAAAACGGCUGCCUUCACAGUGAAAGCAACGAGAAGAAGAAGAAGUAGCAGCAGCAGCAGCAGCUCCAGGACCUGCCAUCCGAACAUCAGCAACCAGAGAUCGAUACAAGUUCUAAAAUUUGUAUUGAUUUGCCUCUGGUUUGCCCUCUUUGGCAAGAAUGCCGAAGCGCACAACAUUCCAGAAGAUGCUGUGCAUAUCACAGCCAUACUGGGCGAGGGAGUCAUCUUCAACUGCCACGUUGAGUUCCCCCACGACCAUCCGGUGCCGUAUGUCCUGCAGUGGGACAAGAAGGUGAGCGAAACGGGCUCUGAUCUGCCCAUAUACAUCUGGUACGAAAGCUAUCCGGAACACAUCGAAGAAGGUUAUAAGGGACGCGUGUCCCGAGUAUCGCAGGACUCGCCCUUCGGCUCGGCCUCGCUCAAUUUGACCAAUAUACGGGAAUCGGAUCAGGGCUGGUAUGAAUGCAAGGUCGUAUUCCUCAAUCGUGAUCCCAAGCAGCACAAGAAUGGUACAUGGUUCCACUUAGAUGUACAUGCACCGCCGCGCUUUAGUGUUACACCAGAGGAUAUAAUAUAUGUUAAUUUAGGUGAUUCAAUUAUACUCAAUUGCCAGGCCGAUGGCACGCCGACACCGGAAAUACUUUGGUACAAGGAUGCCAAUCCUGUGGAUCCAUCGCCCACGGUGGGCAUCUUCAAUGAUGGCACCGAACUACGGAUCUCAACAAUACGCCACGAGGAUAUCGGGGAAUAUACUUGCAUUGCACGCAAUGGUGAGGGACAAGUCUCCCAUACGGCCCGUGUUAUAAUUGCGGGCGGCGCUGUAAUCAUGGUGCCGCCCACCAAUCAAACGAAAUUGGAGGGCGAAAAGGUAAUAUUCUCAUGCGAGGCUAAGGCCAUGCCGGGCAAUGUCACUGUCCGCUGGUUCCGUGAGGGCUCACCCGUACGUGAAGUGGCCUCGCUGGAGACGAGAGUGACCAUACGAAAGGACGGCUCGCUUAUCAUUAAUCCCAUCAGCGCCGACGAUUCGGGGCAGUAUUUGUGCGAGGUGACAAAUGGCAUCGGUGAUCCACAGAGUGCAUCGGCCUAUCUCAGUGUGGAAUAUCCAGCCAAAGUGACCUUCACUCCUACAGUGCAAUACCUACCCUUCCGCCUUGCUGGCGUUGUUCAGUGCUAUAUCAAAUCGAAUCCCCAACUGCAGUAUGUCACUUGGACCAAGGAUAAACGACUGCUGGAGCCUUAUCAAAUGAAGGAUAUUGUGGUAAUGGCAAAUGGUUCACUGCUCUUUACACGUGUGAAUGAAGAUCAUCAGGGUCGCUACACCUGCACCCCGUACAACGCUCAAGGCACUCAAGGUUCAUCUGGCACAAUGGAGGUUCUGGUACGCAAGCCCCCGACCUUCACAGUGGAGCCAGAGACCCUCUAUCAGCGCAAAGUAGGCGACAGUGUGGAGAUGCAUUGCGAUGCUGUCGAAGCCGAGGGCACUGAGCGGCCCACAAUCAAAUGGCAGCGCCAGGAGGGCGAACAACUAGGGGCAGGCGGGCCGGGUGGACCACCCUCAGAGCAACGGAACCGCAUCAAAAUCUCCGGCGGCGGCAAUAUCACCAUUGAGAAUUUACGGCGCGAAGACUUUGGCUACUAUCAGUGUGUUGUCUCCAAUGAGGUGGCCACCCUAAUGGCUGUCACUCAACUUGUUAUAGAGGGUACGCAGCCGCAUGCCCCCUACAAUAUCACAGGCAAGGCAACCGAAUCCUCCAUCACGCUGCAGUGGCUGCCUGGCUAUAGUGGCGGGUCAGAGUAUAAACAGGACUACACCAUAUGGUAUCGCGAGGCUGGUGUAAAUGACUGGCAAACGAUCUCGGUGACACCGUCGGGCAGUACUCAGGUGACGAUCAAUGGCUUGGCCUCGGGGACCACUUACGAAUUUCAAGUGGUAGGACGAAAUGUCCUUGGCGAUGGUAUGAUGAGUAAGGUGAUGACUGUGCGCACCCUCGAAGACGCUCCGGCAGCGCCACGUAAUGUCAAGGCUGCAACACAACCGCCCGAUCACUUCUUUCAGCUAAUGCCAGACGAAGCUGGUCCCAAGCCUGGACCACCUCGUAAUGUGUCUGUCACAGAGGUCUCCAAUGGAUUUCUAAUAACAUGGCAAUCGCCGCUGGAACGUGCACAUAUUGUCAAAUUUUAUACAAUUAAGUAUCGAACUGAUGCCCAAUGGAAAACACUCAAUCGGGGCCAAAUUCGACCGGAGGAGACACAAUAUUUGGUGAAGAAUUUGGUGGGCGGUCGCACAUACUAUUUCCGGGUAUUGGCCAAUUCGGAGAAAUCGUACGAGUCCAGUGAUGAGGUGAAAUUCCCAGUGCCGGCACGUGUCAAGCAUAAAGCUAUCACCGCCGGUGUCGUUGGGGGCAUCCUGUUUUUUAUUGUUGCGAUCAUUUUAUCGGUUUGUGCCGUAAAAAUUUGCAAUAAACGUAAACGACGAAAACAGGAAAAAGAGUUCAACAUGGUAGCUUGCAGGAUAACGGACGCUCGUAAUAUUGCAACCAAUAAUCAUCUUCAUCAUCACCAACAACAUCAACAGCAGCAGCAGCAACAGCAACAACAUUUGCACCAACGUAGUACGGGCUCAAUUUCCUCUGGUCAAGUGCCUUUAAAAAACAAUACUGAACAUUACCGUGAUUAUGAAAGCGUUUUUAUAGUUCCAGGUCAUCCUGUCAUAAUCAAAAUCGUACAAACAAACCCGAAUAUCAAGUCUAACUGCCAUACUUAUUGCCAUUUACAUUGGAUUUGGCCACCUGAUCGCUGUACCAACUGUCAUUCAAUCUACAGUUCACCCAAUCUCGACGAUAGUGACGACAGCAGUGGAAGAGGGGAGCGUCGACGUUCUGUCAGCCGCAUUCAACGCAGUCUUGAUGGUCGCUUUGUCUUGGAUGCCGCCAAACUUGGAGUGGCUGGCUAUCCGCACGGCAGCAGCCUCGAUAUGGUGGACGGAAACGAUGCUGAGGCGGCAGAUGGUGGGGGUGUUCUCUUCGAGCGACGGAACAGCAAUGUUUCACAAAAAUCAUCCAGCGAUGAUGGUGGUUUUCUAUCGCGUCGCAAUUUCAUAACUGCACGAGCCUCCUGGCGUCGUCCCCUCAUCAUGGCUUCGUCCAGUAGCCAGCUAAGUCUACAAUCAGCAGCGGAUUCAGCUCGUGGUUUUCUACAUGGUCUGGGAGGUUUGCUUAAAAUUGGAGGUGGAGGCGGGGGCGGUGGCAGAGGCGAAGCUGCUGCUGCUGCUGUGAGUGGGGCACGCUAUCAGAAUGUACAACAGCAGCACCAUCACUUGUAUGGUAAUGCAAGGGAUCGGAGUCGUCCGUUGCAUAUCAAUACGAUUAGCGGAAAUUUAAGCCAGCAGCAGCAUAAUCUUUACACACCAUCCAGAGUAUCGCGAAUCUUCUCCAGCUCCCCGGCCAGCCAUCACUAUCAUCAGCAGCAGCAACUGCAGCAGCAUCACCAAUUGUCAUUGCCAUAUUCGCCUGCCAAUCACAUUUCACAUUUCAGUGAUCUGAGUACAGUCUAUCCCAACUCCGUGGAACGUUCGCUCACCCAAUCGGGUGGCAAUGUGAGUCGUUAUCGCUACUACUCACAGGAACUACCCUCGUUGAGAACAAUUCAAGAGGAGACACGUCGCCAGCAUGAGCAACAGCAUCAGCAACAACACCACCAUCUUGACGAUCACUUUGUGCCACUUCAGUUGCCAUCCCCGCCGUCCUGGCGUAGCUACUACCACAGCCAAUUGCCCUAUCACAGUUAUAGGCCGCGUACGCGUUGGUAUCCACGUCACUAUUCGCGCCUCUUCUCCCCUUUGCCUGAUCUAAAUCUUUCACUGCGUCACGGAUCUACUGUGGGUUCUGGUCACCAUCUGGAGGCAUCGCCAGAGUCACGCUCUAGCUCAAGUGGUUUUGGAUCGAAAAACACUUCGAAUCAUCCAGGCAGUACGGGCAGCGAAUGGCGACUAUUGCCCCCAUACAGGGCACCACCAUCGCCGCCAAAGCUUCAGCACCAACAACAGCAAGCUCAAGGUCAGACGCCCCAUCACUUUAGGCUGGACAGAGACUGGUCAUCUGUCACGCCUCCCUAUACAAUGAGCCAUUGGCUGGAAAUGAUCUCAAGACUUAAUGCCGCAACGGACAGUAAUUUGCCCAUCAGCAAUCAGCAUCAGCAUCACAAUAAGGUGUGCCCCGUGGAUGUGGGCAGUGUGGAUGGCCACUAUGAAUUCGAUUCGGCCAUUACACCGACUCCAAGUGCUUCAACGCCCACUGGCGGCAUGGUUGGACUACUCCGCGACGAUCUCAAUUUGCACAUAGACACGCAUCAUCAUCAUCAUCAUCAUCAUCACCCACAACAUCAGCUGAGCUCCCACUAUGGCAGCGGAGGAGCAGCAGGGGGACGAAUACGGAGCAUUGGGGGUACUCUGCCUCGCUAUGACAAUGUUGAAGUUCGUUUGCAGGCCAUGCGGGAGGAGUUCUAUGCCUAUCGCAAACGUCAAGCCCUGCAGCAGCCAACCGAAAUGGAGAGCAUAUGCUAAAUCACACGAGAGGGAGCGAGCCAAGAAAAAGCGGCCAUUUAUUCAAAUCUUCCAUAUUUUGUAUAAGGAUUAGUGUUCUUCUCCUUGGGUACGUUUAAGCCAGAGAUGGAAGACCAGCCACCGAUGGGAAAUGUGCCCAAACAGCUAUGAGCGAUAGGCACUGCCGCACUUCCACAAUUCUAGGAAUUUUGUUAUUUUUUUUUAUCAAAUUGGACUCCAUUUCAUCUAGGAAUUAUGAAUAUAUAUAGAGAAAGAUAUAUGUACAAAUGUUUCUAGGUUUCCUAUAUUGACCACAAACCGCAUUAAUCAAUAGUUAUACACUUAUGAAUGAAGAUGAAUGCUGAAAUUUCAGCCGCAGGCAAGCGUUUCACUUUCUCUCUGUCUCCCUCUUCCAUGUUAGAUCCCAGUUAUGUAGUACAUAGCGAUAGUUAUACAUAUGUAUCAUUCAUUCCCUCUCACCACCUCCAAAUACAAAUAUGUGUAUUUCAUUCAAGCGUUAUAUAAACUUUAAAAGUUUUUCGUUCAAGCAAAUUCGGCAGUAACUGCCUUUUGGUCCCCCUUCCCCGCCCCCUAAGAGACAAAAACAAAAAUUGAACAACAACAAUUAGUAGUUUUUAUGAUCAGAAAAGAAAUCUAAAAACUAUAUAAGUAUAUUAAAGAAAAAACGAAAUGUUGUACAUAUGAUUAGGAGAAACACCUAAAAAGCAGCAGCAACAGCAACAAAACUUAAGUAUAAAAUAUAAUUAAAAAAAACAAAACUAUAGCAAUUAUAACAUAUUAUUACAUGGAAUACAAAUAUAUAUAUAUAUACA